GAGGGAGUUCUCUGAGCUUCUGGAGAAGUUUGGCUCCCAGAGCAACACAGGCUCAGCACGGAGCUCCCCGGUCCUGCAUGGUGGCAGUCGCUACCUGGAGAGUACCUCCUCAGGCUCCUCCUCGCGCUCCCAGAGCCCUCUGCUGCUGAGCCCUGCCAGCUCCCACGGCCCCUGCCUGCCCAGCCUGCCACAGCCCCAGCAUGCACACUACUCCACUGACUCAGGGAUCCAGAGCAUUUCCAUAGCCAAGUCCUCAGGCUUGGGGCUGACCAUCAGUGGUGGAUCCAACAGGCCUGAUGGCCCCAUGGUCUACGUCCAAGAGCUGCUGCCAGAUGGGGACUGCUACAAGGAUGGUCGACUCCGACCUGGGGACCAACUGAUUGCUAUCAACAGAGAUUCUUUGGUGGGCAGCACAUAUGAGGAGGCCAGAAAAAUCAUUGCAAAAGCCAAACUCAGACCCGAGGGAAGCACAGAAGUGGCCUUUCUCCCUGGAAGGGGACGGCUUCACCCUGGGCUGGCGCUCCACAGCAGCAGCACAUCUCCACCUCCAAGGCCUGUGGGCAAUGGGCUCAGCUCCUGCAGGCUGAAGGUCCAUCUGAGGUCCCCAGAGAACCCCCGAGAAAAUCAUUUCCCUGUGCCUUCUUUGUCACCAGACAUCUGCCCACCAGAGCUGACUGUCUCAGCACCCACUUCAGCAUCUAACCACAGAGGAGCUCCAGGCACCAAACCAAAAGUAGCUCUGGAUCCCCACAUCCGCCUCAAGGAUGGCAAACUGGAACUGGUUCUGCAGUACCUUGGCCUGGAUGUGACUGAGGAGAAGAAGAGGCAGCUCAGACAGAGCCUCACCACGGACUCACAGGGCACAGUGGCCUAUGGGGAUCUCCUCCAGGCUCUCAGGGCCCUGCUGCAGGAGGAGCUGGAGGAGGCUGGGGUGGACUCCAGCUGCAUGCUCUUCACACAGCACGAAGUGGCCAACCUGCUGGACACCUCAGCCUUCCACUCCCCGACCCUGGACUCUCUCAGCUGUACCAGCAGUGAGGAGCUGGAGCAGCUGCAGCUGGAGACGUUGGACCUGCGGCACGAAGUCCGAAGGCUCAAGUCUCUGCUGAAAGAGGUGGAGAACAGCAAGAAGUCAAUGGAAGAUGAGCUUCAGAGGCUGAACCAGAAAGCCCUGGGGUUCCUGUCGGAGAACCGCACCCUGCACAGCAAGCUGCAGAUGGCAGAGGUGGUGCAGAGGCAGGCACACAGUGCUGAGCAGGACUACGAGGAGGUCAUCCACCUGCUGGAGGCUGAGAUUGCAGAGCUGAAGAUGCAGCUGGCAGGGAAGAAGGCAAAGCAUGUCUCUGAAAUUGAGGAGGACAUCCUGGAGCUCAGGAGACAGCUGUCCCUGGCCGACGGGCAGCUGCGGAAGUCCGAGGUGUCGCGGAAGCGCCUGGAGAUCUGCAACAGGAAGCUGCUCCUCUUCGUGCAGAAUGUCCACAAGGUCCUGAGCACAUCCAGUCACCUGCCAGAGGAGAAAAGAGCCAGCAGUGACACAGAAGAGGAUAAAACAGAGGCAGUCUCAGACACAUCUCUUCCAUCUUCAGAUCUUGUUGACCUUUUGCUCUCAGAAGCUAAAGAGCUGCUAGCACCAAUCCUCUCCAGCAAGGAUGCUUCACCGUGUGACAGGGACCAGUGCCUGCCUGCUGAAGGGAUCCCAGAUUCCAAGGACCACCUCCAUCAGAAGACAACGUGGCCCCCUCCUGCUGGCCAGGCCAGGAGCGAUGCACCGCAGCCGCCCAGCCCAGCCCAGGACCUGCCGCAGUUGCCUCCGGGAACCUCCCACGCGCUGUCAGAGACAGCCGAGGGUCGGACUCGCUGUUCUCAGGGGUCUCCAGGGCUUGGCCCCAGCGCUGUCAGAGACAGCCGAGGGUCGGACUCGCUGUUCUCACGGAUCUCUCCCCACCCCUCCUCCAGCCUUCGCCUCCCUCAGCAGCCGCAGCCCAACCGCGCGCCGCGAGAUGGCGGCGGGAAGCGCACGUGCGCGGGGGUGGGCGGGGCCAUGGCCGCCCUUCGCCCCGCCCCCCGCCGCAGCACAAUGGACAGCGCGCGGCAGCGGCGGCGCGCGUGA
Molecule: messenger RNA, 2110 nt
Organism: Indicator indicator
Lineage: Eukaryota; Metazoa; Chordata; Aves; Piciformes; Indicatoridae
Product: syntaxin-binding protein 4-like
Exons: 18
Molecular function (GO): protein binding
Source: RefSeq, a predicted model, not a curated record